AUGCCAGUGUCCACUUUUAUCUAUCUAUCUAUCUAUCUAUCUAUCUAUCUAUCUAUCUAUCUAUCUAUCCCAGUCUGUUCCUAUCUAUCUAUCUAUCUAUCUAUCUAUCUAUCUAUCUAUCUAUCCUAUCUAUCUAUCCCAGUCUUUUUCCUAUCUAUCUAUCUAUCUAUCUAUCUAUCUAUCUAUCUAUCUACCCCAGUCUUUUCCUAUCUAUCUAUCUAUCUAUCUAUCUAUCUAUCUAUCUAUCUAACUAUCUAUCUAUCUAUCUAUCUACCCCAGUCUGUUCCUAUCUAUCUAUCUAUCUAUCUAUCUAUCUAUCUAUCUAUCUCAAACUCUUCAUAUCUCCCCCACCUCUCUCACUUACUAUCUAUCUGUACAUAUCUGUCAUCCUAUCUUAGCCUAUUCAUAUCUAUCUAUCUAUCUAUCUAUCUAUCUAUCUAUCUAUCUAUCUAUCUAUCUAUCUAUCUAUCUCAGUCUUUUCAUCGUCUAUCUAUCUAUGAAUUUUUAUUUCUCUGCCUCGCUUUUUUCUUUGCUCAUAUCUAUAUAUGCAUUUUCAUUCUUUGUACCUCUCUCUCUCUCUCUCUCUCUCUCUCUCUCUUGAUGACAUGA
Molecule: messenger RNA, 609 nt
Organism: Acanthosepion pharaonis
Lineage: Eukaryota; Metazoa; Mollusca; Cephalopoda; Sepiida; Sepiidae
Source: the annotation of a GenBank genome assembly